This is a messenger RNA of Symphalangus syndactylus (siamang), 4437 nucleotides long. RefSeq names its product filamin A interacting protein 1 like (gene FILIP1L). The record is from RefSeq and is a predicted model, not a curated record. NCBI's taxonomy places the organism in Eukaryota, Metazoa, Chordata, Mammalia, Primates, Hylobatidae.
GCUUUAAAGAAUGCGUUCCAGAGGCAGUGAUACCGAGGGCUCAGCCCAAAAGAAAUUUCCAAGACAUACUAAAGGCCACAGUUUCCAGGGGCCUAAAAACAUGAAGCACAGACAGCAAGACAAAGACUCCCCCAGUGAGUCGGAUGUAAUACUUCCGUGUCCCAAGGCAGAGAAGCCACACAGUGGUAAUGGCCACCAAGCAGAAGACCUCUCAAGAGAUGACCUGUUAUUUCUCCUCAGCAUUCUGGAGGGAGAACUGCAGGCUCGAGAUGAGGUCAUAGGCAUUUUAAAGGCUGAAAAAAUGGACCUGGCUUUGCUGGAAGCUCAGUACGGGUUUGUCACUCCAAAAAAGGUGUUAGAGGCUCUCCAGAGAGAUGCUUUCCAAGCGAAAUCUGCCCCUUGGCAGGAGGACAUCUAUGAGAAACCAAUGAAUGAGUUGGACAAAGUUGUGGAAAAACAUAAAGAAUCUUACAGACGAAUCCUGGGACAGCUUUUAGUGGCAGAAAAAUCCCAUAGGCAAACCAUAUUGGAGUUGGAGGAAGAAAAGAGAAAACAUAAAGAAUACAUGGAGAAGAGUGAUGAAUUCAUAUGCUUACUAGAACAGGAAUGUGAAAGAUUAAAGAAGCUAACUGAUCAAGAAAUCAAGUCUCAGGAGGAGAAGGAGCAAGAAAAGGAGAAAAGGGUCACCACCCUGAAAGAGGAGCUGACCAAGCUGAAGUCUUUUGCCUUGAUGGUGGUGGAUGAACAACAAAGGCUGGCGGCACAGCUCACCCUUCAAAGACAGAAAAUCCAAGAGCUGACCACAAAUGCAAAAGAAACACAUACCAAACUAGCCCUUGCUGAAGCCAGAGUUCAGGAGGAAGAGCAGAAGGCAACCAGACUAGAGAAGGAACUGCAAACACAGACCACAAAGUUUCACCAGGACCAAGACACAAUUAUGGCGAAGCUCACCAAUGAGGACAGUCAAAAUCGCCAGCUUCAACAAAAGCUGGCAGCACUCAGCCGGCAGAUUGAUGAGUUAGAAGAGACAAACAGGUCUUUACGAAAAGCAGAAGAGGAGCUGCAAGAUAUAAAAGAAAAAAUCAGUAAGGGAGAAUAUGGAAACGCUGGUAUCAUGGCUGAAGUGGAAGAGCUCAGGAAACGUGUGCUAGAUAUGGAAGGGAAAGAUGAAGAGCUCAUAAAAAUGGAGGAGCAGUGCAGAGAUCUCAAUAAGAGGCUUGAAAGGGAGACGUUACAGAGUAAAGACUUUAAACUACAGGUUGAAAAACUCAGUAAAAGAAUUAUGGCUCUGGAAAAGUUAGAAGACGCUUUCAACAAAAGCAAACAAGAAUGCUACUCUCUGAAAUGCAAUUUAGAAAAAGAAAGGAUGACCACAAAGCAGUUGUCUCAAGAACUGGAGAGUUUAAAAGUAAGGAUCAAAGAACUAGAAGCCAUUGAAAGUCGGCUAGAAAAGACAGAAUUCACUCUAAAAGAGGAUUUAACUAAACUGAAAACAUUAACUGUGAUGUUUGUAGAGGAACGGAAAACAAUGAGUGAAAAAUUAAAGAAAACUGAAGAUAAAUUACAAGCUGCUUCUUCUCAGCUUCAAGUGGAGCAAAAUAAAGUAACAACAGUUACUGAGAAGUUAAUUGAGGAAACUAAAAGGGCACUCAAGUCCAAAACCGACGUAGAAGAAAAGAUGUACAGCGUAACCAAGGAGAGAGAUGAUUUAAAAAACAAAUUGAAAGCGGAAGAAGAGAAAGGAAAUGAUCUCCUGUCAAGAGUUAAUAUGUUGAAAAAUAGGCUUCAAUCCUUGGAAGCAAUUGAGAAAGAUUUCCUAAAAAACAAAUUAAAUCAAGACUCUGGGAAAUCCACAACAGCAUUACACCAAGAAAACAAUAAGAUUAAGGAGCUCUCUCAAGAAGUGGAAAGACUGAAACUGAAGCUAAAGGACAUGAAAGCCAUUGAGGAUGACCUCAUGAAAACAGAAGAUGAAUAUGAGACUCUAGAACGAAGGUACGCUAAUGAACGAGACAAAGCUCAAUUUUUAUCUAGAGAGCUGGAACAUGUUAAAAUGGAGCUUGCUAAGUACAAGUUAGCAGAAAAGACAGAGACCAGCCAUGAACAAUGGCUUUUCAAAAGGCUUCAAGAAGAAGAAGCUAAGUCAGGGCACCUCUCAAGAGAAGUAGAUGCAUUAAAAGAGAAAAUUAAUGAAUACAUGGCAACUGAAGACCUAAUAUGUCACCUCCAGGGAGAUCACUCAGUCCUGCAAAAAAAACUAAAUCAACAAGAAAACAGGAACAGAGAUUUAGGAAGAGAGAUUGAAAACCUCACUAAGGAGUUAGAGAGGUACCGGCAUUUCAGUAAGAGCCUCAGGCCUAGUCUCAAUGGAAGAAUUUCCGAUCCUCAAGUAUUUUCUAAAGAAGUUCAGACAGAAGCAGUAGACAAUGAACCACCUGAUUACAAGAGCCUCAUUCCUCUGGAACGUGCCGUCAUCAAUGGUCAGUUAUAUGAGGAGAAUGAGGAUCAAGACGAGGACCCUAAUGAUGAGGGAUCUGUGCUGUCCUUCAAAUGCAGCCAGUCUACUCCAUGUCCUGUUAACAGAAAGCUAUGGAUUCCCUGGAUGAAAUCCAAGGAGGGCCAUCCUCAGAAUGGAAAAAUACAAACUAAACCCAAUGCCAACUUUGUGCAACCUGGAGAUCUAGUCCUAAGCCACACACCUGGGCAGCCACUUCAUAUAAAGGUUACUCCAGACCAUGUACAAAACACAGCCACUCUUGAAAUCACAAGUCCGACCACAGAGAGUCCUCACUCUUACACGAGUACUGCAGUGAUACCGAACUGUGGCACGCCAAAGCAAAGGAUAACCAUCCUCCAAAAUGCCUCCAUAACACCAGUAAAGUCCAAAACCUCUACCGAAGACCUCAUGAAUUUAGAACAAGGCAUGUCCCCAGUUACCAUGGCAACCUUUGCCAGAGCACAGACCCCAGAGUCUUGUGGUUCUCUAACUCCAGAAAGGACAAUGUCCCCUAUUCAGGUUUUGGCUGUGACUGGUUCAGCUAGCUCUCCUGAGCAGGGACGCUCCCCAGAACCAAUAGAAAUCAGUGCCAAGCAUGCGAUAUUCAGAGUCUCCCCGGACCGGCAGUCAUCAUGGCAGUUUCAGCGUUCAAACAGUAAUAGCUCAAGUGUGAUAACUACUGAGGAUAAUAAAAUCCACAUUCACUUAGGAAGUCCUUACAUGCAAGCUGUAGCCAGCCCUGUGAGACCUGCCAGCCCUUCAGCACCACUGCAGGAUAACCGAACUCAAGGCUUAAUUAACGGGGCACUAAACAAAACAACCAAUAAAGUCACCAGCAGUAUUACUAUCACACCAACAGCCACACCUCUUCCUCGACAAUCACAAAUUACAAUCAAGGAAGUACGAAAGCAGAGAAUCCCAACACGGAUCCCUAAACCAAAAUCUACAGGCAUCACCAAGAUUUCCACUAAAGCCCCCACAGUGCCUAUGGAUAAGCCUGUUUACCAAAAUGGCUGUGGGAAGCUACACAUCGUGAGAACUGUCACCUCCAACACUUUCCUCCACAUGGGAGGGAGAAGGUAACUCAUACCAAUGCACUGCUUGGAUACAUUCAUCUACAGAAAUAUGUGGAAAGCUAAAAUUACCACUAUGAAAGGCCAAAGGAUCAUCUCUCCAGGAAAUGGUGAAGCAGCUUGGUGGACCUGAUGAAGAUCAUCCCCAAAAAAGCAGCACAUCUACAAUUAUUUUAUUUCUAUAUGUAUAUAUGCACAUACAAACACUCGCAGGCCUAGACCCACACCCAAAUCUACCCAUUUCCUCAUCUGACAUAUAAUCUAACCCAAAGAUGAACUAUCUAAAAUCAGCCUGGGAUAGGACUGAAUUCACUAGAACAGUUCAAGAGUUUUCUCGUGAAAACAGAGGUAAUUCUUCAUUCUACAGAACUUUGCUGAUUAAUCAUAUUUUGCUAAGAAAAGGUGAUAGCAAAAAUUCCUAAUCUGAGUCAAGAAAAUCAGAUUAUUUCCAUCAAGAUGACAGGACAAUUAAAAUCACACUUUAAGGUCUAAAACUAUGAUUUCUUUAUGACCAGGAGGGAAAAAGCAAAGUGAUAAUUCUUAAAGGAGGAAAAGCACAACAAAAGUGAGUAACAGCCGAAUACGUCCUUUGUGCAGAAUACCUGACAAUCACCGGUGUAGUGAGCAUACCUGACCACUGGCACUUAGUCUCCUAUCCCAUUUUUCCAGUAUGUUUCCCCUCCUGUAUAAACCAGGACUCAGAAUCAUAUUGCUAGGCUUGUAAAACUAACAAAAAUUUUAGAUUGGUAUUGUUGCUUUCUAUAGCAAUAGCGGCAUAUCUGAAUCAAAGGUCAAUAACACUGAGAUAUUUUAGGGAGAUAUGAAUCAACGUUCCAGGUGCUCGAAAAAAUACACAAUUUAUCAUCU